Rangifer tarandus platyrhynchus (Svalbard reindeer) is the source of this 588-nucleotide messenger RNA. The record is from the annotation of a GenBank genome assembly. NCBI's taxonomy places the organism in Eukaryota, Metazoa, Chordata, Mammalia, Artiodactyla, Cervidae.
AUGACCUCCCCCAGAGAGCGGCUUCAUGGUCCAGUCUGCAUCGUGCUGUGCCGCCCGUCCUGCAGAAGAGGGUCAAGUGGACGCUGUGCACUUUGCAACGUCCAGGGAGGAGUGUUAGCAAGGGAACCAGGAAGGAGUCAUCAGACCAACAACAACAAAAAUGAAGAUGGGGGUAGGGCCCAAGCCACACCUGAACACCUCAGAGAUGACCGAAUUCAGACCAUCCCGAGCACAGAAAUGAUGGGUGACUUUAAAACAGCAGGGAGAAUGAGAAAGGACACGUCUGAGCUGCAGAAGCAGGGAAUGACAGCCUCGUCAGACAGCCGACCUAGACAUGGGGAGGGGAAAUGGUCCCUGCGUGAGCGUUCUCCGGUUUCCACUGAAGCUUUGUGUGGAGAGCGGAAGGCAGAAGAAAGCACAGCCCCUCCAGUCAAACUCGGAGGGGGCCAGGGGCUGCUCCCCAGACGCCCCUCGACUCCCCCGCUCGGCCGGGAGGGCGGGACUCCCCAGGGCUGGAGGAGCGGGCUCCGGGGCCAACAUUGGAUGCGGCAUGCUGUCCUGGAGUCUGCCGCUUACGCCCAAGCGUGA